AUGGCUAACAGGAAGCGUAGAAAUAAUGAUGUAGCGUACGAGAUCACUAAUGCAAUCCACCGGAUGGUUGAUGCCAUGCAGCCCGAUGGCAGCACAACCUCAAGCCAUGAUCCCACCUACUCGGCCAGAGCCAUUCACUCAUUCAUACCUAAGGAGUGUGUGGGACGACUCAGACUUGUAAUGCGAAAGCUGGGGUGCGAGCUGAUAGUUGCGAAACUAGCAUCUGGCGAAGUAUCCACCAACUCUGUUUGUGUCGAAUGCCCUAUGGAAGUGGCAAGCCGUAGGUUUAAGGUGAAUCUCAUCUGCUUGCCGAUGGAGGGAUUGGACGUGAUUCUGGGGAUGAACUGGCUAUCCAGGAACCACAUUGUUAUUGAUUAUGGACGGCGCAUAGUGGUGUUCCCAGAUACAGAAGGACUUGAGUUGAUCUCAACUCACAAGGCGAUGAAGGAGAUAGAAGUUGGAGCUACUUGUUUCAUGAUAGUGGCCCAAGGGGAAAAGAAAAGAACAACCGAGUAG
This is a messenger RNA of Vigna unguiculata (cowpea), 516 nucleotides long. NCBI's taxonomy places the organism in Eukaryota, Viridiplantae, Streptophyta, Magnoliopsida, Fabales, Fabaceae. The record is from RefSeq and is a predicted model, not a curated record.